AUGCAAGGCCCUGCAGCAAAGAAGGAUGGCGAGCCUGCAUCAGUGCUGCUGGAACGCUCGCACAAAUUGAGUCAGCAAGUGGUUGUCCUGGAAGCAGAAAAUGUCGAGCUCCAGGAUUUAAACCGAUCCUUGGAGAAAGCCAGCAAGGAAGGGCGACAGAGGAUUCAACAGUUGGAGCUCGAGUGCCAGAAGCUUCGAGACUCUACGGUCUUCAUACAUCAAGAGAAGGAAGGGACCGUUCUCCAAGCUCGUGAGGCUGUGCAGUCCAAGCAAGCCGAGCUGAUGAUCGCACAGAAAAAGGUCUCUGAUGCCGAAAAGCGCCUGGAGACCUUUGCCUCCGAGAACCGUCGCUUGAACUCCAUUGCAGAGAAGCUUCAAGCUGAGCGGUCCCAGCUGCAACAUCAACUCCUCGGCUUCGAGGCCUCAACGAAGGCCUUGCACGUGGAGCUCCAGCAGCGCGCCGCAGCGGAGGGGAAGUCCGUGAACACCUGCAAGGACUUCAGCCAGCGCUUGGAGGCGAUGCGCCUUCAAAACACGCAGCUGGCAGAUCUGGCAGGCUUGCACCACCUUGAGAUGGCCCAGCUCACCCAGACGCGCGAGGAGCUGCGAAGCUGGCGCCAGCGCUCUGAAGACCUGGCAGCAGAGCUUGAGCAAGUGCGUCAAAACGGCGCCUGGCUGAGGGAUCGCCUGGCCGCCUCGGAUGCGGCCUGCAGCCAGUUGAAAGCAGAAGCAGCGCGCUGGCGCUACGCAGAAAAAGCGGCAGCGGCCAAUGGCCCGAGGUUGACAGAGGCGGUGCAGCGCGAGAGCGCUGUGGCCCAGAGCCUGCGCGAGCGGGUGGCGGAGUUGGAGGAUCAGGUCAUCAAGUCUCAGAGGGCCCAGAUGGCCUUGGAGGCCGAGCGUGAGAUCCUGCGCUCGCAGCUGGUUGCAGCCCAGUCCGAGGCCAAGCUGCACGCCGACGCAGCUUCGCGGCUGGCCGGAGAGAAGUCGCAGGCUGAGCAGCUUGCAAAGCUUCAUCUUGCCCAGAAGCAGGAGGCGGAGCGAAGACGCGGCAUAUUGGAAAAUGACCAUCUUCCAAAGCUGAUUGCCCGACAGCAGGCUGCGACCUCGGAUGUGGGUGAACUGCGCACUCGCAUCUCGCAGCUCGAAGCCGAGAAGUCGCUUCUGACGGGCCAGCUCUCGGGAUCGGAGGUGCUUGUGGCAGGCCUUCGCGCGGAGUGUGCCAAUGCAAACGCUCGCCUGAUGCAACAGCGGCAGCACUACGAGAAUCCACGCCGCGGAGUCCCGCCAAGGGAGACCAUUGUGUUUCGCCCGAGUGGAGCUGUUCAUGACCUGGAACAGAGCUUCCUGGAUCUGGGGGGCGGUGAGCAAAAAGCAGCUUCCGCGUCCGCGCACUUCCGUUGCUUAUGA
This is a messenger RNA of Symbiodinium sp. CCMP2456, 1407 nucleotides long. NCBI's taxonomy places the organism in Eukaryota, Dinophyceae, Suessiales, Symbiodiniaceae. The record is from the annotation of a GenBank genome assembly.